AUGUAUUUAAAGGGAAUUAAUCAAGAUACUUAUACUCUCUACGAAAUGCCUGAAAAUCGAAAUGCAGGAGCAUAUUUCCACAAGAACUCAGGUCUUAUAACAUUUAAGUCAGAUAAAGAAGUAUUGAUUAGCGUAGGUUUUACCACAUUUCAAGGAUCAUGCGAAGAAAGACUUAUAACAAACGAUCACAGAUUUUCUAGAAAUGUGAAGAGUGAUACUAAAAAGGUGUAUUGCAUAUUCAAUUCUCUUCCAGGAACUCAACGCUACAGAUUAUAUUCGAAUUCCUCUUACAUUGAUUUCAAUGCUCUUUUAUACCCAAGAUAUCCAGAAUAUAGGGAUGUCUAUUGGCACCAAUAUGAUUUUCUUCUUGAACAUUCUUCUGCAAUAUUUAUUCAAUAUUAUGUUUCACACUAUUACCGCAAAGCCACAGCUUAUAUUAAAAUAAAUGGAGAUAAAUACUCCAAACAUUACUGCUAUGAAUGGGUAAACAAUUUGAGCGAACCUCAGUUCUUGACGCCUAGUACCUAUUUAGGUAUAUCCGUUGGCGCAAUUGUUGGUAUAAUUUUCGGAGCGAUAAUAGGUGUAGGAGCAAUCAUCUUUUUGAUAGUUUUCUUAGCCAAAGACCGAUAUCUUAGAGAUAGUUUAAUCAGUUGGUUCUUCGCUCCAUGCCAGUGCGAUUGUGAGAAACCAACUGGAUUCGAUACAAUCGUCGAAUAUUCUUACUCCGAAUAA
Messenger RNA from Trichomonas vaginalis G3, 732 nucleotides. RefSeq lists its product as uncharacterized. The transcript has a single exon. NCBI's taxonomy places the organism in Eukaryota, Parabasalia, Trichomonadida, Trichomonadidae. The record is from RefSeq and is a predicted model, not a curated record. The coding region runs from base 1 to 732 and encodes 243 amino acids.